GCGGUAAACGGGCACACUGUCGCGGUAAGCAUUUUGUAUUUUUAAUAUUAGGUUAAACAGCUCACAAUGCAAGCGAUCUGGCUGGGAAUGCCUGGGUUGGUCCUGCUCCCUCUCAUCGCAGCACUUCUGCUGGGCAUCCAGGAUGCGGAGGCCUACGACAAGGAGAUGACCGUCUAUGUGGACGCCGGCAAAACGGAGUGCCUUUACCACUCGGUGCGUCAGGGCGAGACCAUCGACUUUGAGUACCAAGUCAUCGAUGGCGGGCACGGUGACCUGGACAUCAGCUUCACUUUGCUGGAUCCCAUUGGAUUGGUGAUAGUUAGUGACUUCAAGAAACCGGAGAAUGUGCAUCGCCACGAGGUGGCCAAGGAGGGCGACUAUCGGUUCUGCUUCGACAACAGUUUCAGCAUGUUUAACCGCAAGACGGUGUUCUUCGAGCUGAUUGUGGAGCGCGAGGGCGAGGAGCUACAGGGUGACACGCAGUGGAACGAGGUGGAUGAGCUUACGGGGCUUUCGCGGGACGAGUAUUACGAUAUGAAGGUGCAGGACAUCAUGGACUUCAUUGGACGCAUUCGUCUGCAGCUCAACAAGGCCCGCCAGUUGCAGGAUGUCCUGCGAUCGCACGAGGCACGCGAUCGCAAUCUGGCCGAGUCCAAUUUCCAGAAGGUCAACCACUGGUCUAUGCUGCAGAUCAGCGCCAUGAUCGGGGUUGGCCUCAUCCAGGUGUUCAUGCUGCGCAGCAUCUUUGCCACCGGCGGACGCAUGCAUAAUCUGUGGCGCAAAUUGGGCAUUUGAUGGGUCGGUCCUGUGUCUGGUGCCGAGGAGAAGCCUCUACCAAAGAUUUGCGUGCCGGAGCAACGAGGAUGCAUUUAUUGAAUGAGUAAAAGCCAUCCGGCAGCUGGAUCCUCCCCCACUAGUUAGAAUGUAAUUUAUAAAACAAACCACUUGCCAUCAUCAGUAGUUCGUUAGUUUCCAUACAUAUGCAUAUAUAUAUCAUAUAUUAGUCAGGAGAUAUAGUAUUCCGUAUAUAUUUAUAGAUAUGCGGGUGUGUGCUUGUGAUAUACGGGGUGUGUUGUGUGUGCGCGCAUGUUCGUUGCAUUGUUAAACGAAAGCAAUUGUACGAUUAAGCCAGGAGAUGAGUUUGAUAUUAAGCUUAAAAUUGCAGAAACCAGUGAAUAAAAGGUGUUUUACUGCCUA
Messenger RNA from Drosophila teissieri, 1197 nucleotides. RefSeq names its product transmembrane emp24 domain-containing protein 5 (gene opm). Gene Ontology annotation, cellular component: COPII-coated ER to Golgi transport vesicle; endoplasmic reticulum-Golgi intermediate compartment; Golgi apparatus. Bases 67 to 795 code for a protein of 242 amino acids. NCBI's taxonomy places the organism in Eukaryota, Metazoa, Arthropoda, Insecta, Diptera, Drosophilidae. The transcript has 2 exons. The record is from RefSeq and is a predicted model, not a curated record. Gene Ontology annotation, biological process: endoplasmic reticulum to Golgi vesicle-mediated transport; Golgi organization; intracellular protein transport.